Messenger RNA from Arvicola amphibius (Eurasian water vole), 783 nucleotides. Its product is annotated as transmembrane epididymal protein 1-like. The transcript has a single exon. The coding region runs from base 1 to 783 and encodes 260 amino acids. Lineage: Eukaryota; Metazoa; Chordata; Mammalia; Rodentia; Cricetidae. The record is from RefSeq and is a predicted model, not a curated record.
AUGGGAGGGUUUGAGGGGCAUCUGUACCCCGGCCUGUCCUUAUUCCUCUAUGGACUUUAUCACGCAAGACUUCUCUCCAGGGCUGUGAUAUGCAACUCCCCUGUCCAAUAUCCACCACGCCCUCCUUGGAGCAAAGGAAGAUGGGCAAGGUUCCGGCAAAUGUAUUAUGUUGGCUUUCUGAAGAUACUGAGUUCCUGCAUUUUAGUAGUGCAAGAGUUGCAUAGCAUUCAUUGGCAAUUGAUGCUCAUCAGCAAGAUGUAUCACCAGAGAACCUUCAUGUACCGCAAACAGUGGCAGCAUCUCACGCUCUAUGCGGCCUUCUUUCUGAGUGGGUGUGUGGACGUGGUCAGCCAGAACCUGCUGCCCAAGAGGUGCAUAGUUCUGGAGCAAGGUGCCCAGGCGCUGAGCAUGUGUCUCCUUUUGCCCCUGAUGGUGUCUCAUUUGCAGGACACAGAAGGAGUGGAGCUCCGCACGCACAUGCUGCUCAUCCAGGCCCUAUUUCUGCUGACCCUGGUGCUGACGGUCGAGCUGUGGGCUCCCAAUGUGCUGCUGAUCUGGAUGCUGAAGGCCUUUCUGUACCUUGUCACGGGCUCCUGGCUGAUGCAGAUAGGCUUCAUGCUGUACAGACCAGUGUCUGGCUAUAAGUGGAUGGACGAGGACAAACAUGACAUAGCGUUUGCCACCACUUUCUUCUGCUGGCAUGUGGCCUUCGGUGCCUUCUUGAUGAUCUGGAUCCACGGCUGCUCCAUUGUGUGGCAUUGUUACCUCAUUGCCGAUGCCUGA